Messenger RNA from Ambispora leptoticha, 1731 nucleotides. NCBI's taxonomy places the organism in Eukaryota, Fungi, Glomeromycota, Glomeromycetes, Archaeosporales, Ambisporaceae. The record is from the annotation of a GenBank genome assembly.
AUGGACAUCAAUAUUUUAGUUCGUGAUAAAAAGCGAAAAUACAAGUUAUUCUUUGAAGCAAUAAACAAAAAUAAAUCUUCAUUUAUAUUCUCGACCGCAGAACUAUCGGACGAUGCCAACAAAAAGAACAAAGAUGAAAAUCAUAUUGUGGAUCGUCUAAGUGCACCUUUUGUGCCGGAACUACGGGUAGACUAUUACGACACAUACACCACAUAUUCAUGGGACAAGCAAGAAGUAAUCGAAUCGGUAAUAGAAAAUGCUAGGAUCCACUAUGAAUAUAACCAACCGAUAAUUGAACGUGACUUCGAGAAUCGCCGUAGAUGGUCCGAGCAUGAAAUGUUGAUAAAGCAAAAAAAAGCACUCCUAAAAUUUGAAGAAAUAUUUUUCAACAAUACGGAAAAAUAUUUACCAGGGUUUGAAUAUCUUUAUGAAGUAGGAAUAAGUAGGAAAAGCGGAUACUGUAAAAAUGUUUUAAUUAUGACAAAUGGAUACGGAAUUUUUGCCGUUAUUUUCUUUGAUAUAACAUUAAAUACAGCGAAAACGAAAGAGAAUAAAGAGCGUUUUAUAAAGGAAAACCUCAAAAAUCUGGAUGUCAUCUCAGUUGUUGGAGUUGCAGUAGCUUACAAGGAGAAAGAAGAAAUUAGCUUUGUCAGUAAAAUCGAUUCUUCAAUCACGAAAUUUGUUGCAGCAAAAAGAGUCAUUGGUGCGAGUGUUAAAAUCGACAAAGACAAUAAUGAUAACGGAAAUAAAAAAAACGAUGGUUUUUUAUUGAAUGACUCAUUAAAGAAGAAAAAGACGAUUGAGAAAGAAAAAGAGGAAAAUUUAAAAUCUUUAAAAAUUCAACAAUUCAAAGUUAUUCUAGAAAAUUUAUACGCUCGAGAGCUCCGCAUUGAACAGAUCUUAAAUCAGGAUAUUAACAAUAAAAAUAAUGAUAGUAAUGAUUAUAACAAUGAAAACAACAAUUAUAAUGACGAUGUCAUUAUCGAGAAUGAAAGCAUCGAAAAAAUAAAUAAGUUUGAUGAUGCUGCUACAGAAUUUUUGAAUAAUGAAGAUAAACUUGGAAAUGAAAAGGAAAAGGAAAAUAACCAAUCUCGUGAGAUUAAGCAACUCAAAAAAGUAAUACGACAUUUGACCGAUCGAGAACGCGAACAAAAUUUAAUGUCUCAAACACUCGACCAAGAAAAAAAAUAUCAACAAGAAAUGCACGAUUUCAAAAUCAGAGUCAAUCAGCUUGCAAAUGAAAUUUCCAGAUUAAACGAUUUAAUUACACAAGACAAACAACAACAUGCGCAGGAAUUACAGCUCAUCCAUGAAAUGGAAGCAAGAAAUAUCGAAAUUGGAAUGCACGAUUUCAAAAUCAGAGUCAAUCAGCUUACAAAUGAAAUUUCCAGAUUAAACAAUAUAAUCACACAAGACAAACAACGACAACAUGCGCAGGAAUUACAGCUCAUCCAUGAAAUGGAAGCAAGAAAGAUCGAAAUUGAGAAUCUGAAGAAAGAAAACUUAGCUCUACAAGAGGAGAAUCGCAAACUACUCAGUCAGUUGGAUUCGGAUGGAGCAAAGAAAGACCUCUCUGGCGAAACGGAACUAAAAAUGAAAUUAAAAUGGAUGCAAGAACGGCAAAAACAAGAAAGACAGGAAUUCCAGGAACGAAUCGAGAUGUUAAUUAAACAGAGACUUGAACUUGAAUACGAGGUUAAGCAACAAAGCAAUGCUUUUUUAUGUGACUAG